Molecule: messenger RNA, 1335 nt
Organism: Brettanomyces nanus
Lineage: Eukaryota; Fungi; Ascomycota; Pichiomycetes; Pichiales; Pichiaceae
Gene: VPS4
Product: Vacuolar protein sorting-associated protein 4
Exons: 1
Coding region: 1-1335 (444 amino acids)
Biological process (GO): endosomal transport; vacuole organization
Molecular function (GO): ATP binding; ATP hydrolysis activity
Source: RefSeq, a predicted model, not a curated record
AUGUCGUCUGAGUUUCUUGAUAAAGGUGUAGAUCUCGUGAAAAAGGCCAUCGAGGCUGAUUCUGACACUCGAUAUGAAGAGGCCUACAAGCUCUAUUAUAAUGGACUUGACUACCUUAUGUUGGCGAUGAAGUAUGAGAAAAACCCCAAAUCCAAGGAGACCAUUCGAGCCAAAUUCACCGAAUAUCUUGCACGUGCUGAACAGUUGAAGGAACAUCUGGAUACAAAGCAGCAGCAAACACAGACAGGAGAGGCUAAUGCGUCUUCUGGGUCUGUUAAAGCAAGAAAGUCCAAUGGUAACGCUGAAAGUGGCAAUGACGAUAUCGAUUCGGAGACGAAAAAGCUUCGAAGUGCCCUUGAAGGCUCCAUUAUGAGUGAAAAGCCGAACGUGACAUGGGAUGAUGUUGCUGGAUUGGACCAGGCCAAAGAUGCUCUUAAAGAGGCUGUGAUUUUACCUGUGAAGUUUCCUCAGUUGUUCACUGGCAAAAGGAAACCCGUCAGUGGCAUUCUUUUGUAUGGACCACCAGGUACGGGUAAGUCGUAUUUGGCAAAGGCGGUUGCAACAGAAGCUCAAUCGACGUUUUUCUCUGUCUCUUCGUCAGAUUUGGUGAGUAAGUGGAUGGGAGAAUCUGAAAGAUUGGUGAAGCAGUUGUUUCAGAUGGCUCAUGAGCAGAAACCAUCGAUUAUCUUUAUUGAUGAGGUAGACGCACUCUGUGGUCCGAGAGGAGAGGGAGAAAGUGAAGCUUCCAGAAGGAUCAAGACAGAAUUAUUGGUGCAAAUGAACGGUGUUAGCAGUGAUUCGGAUGGUGUAUUGGUUUUGGGGGCUACGAACAUCCCUUGGCAAUUGGAUUCUGCCAUUAGAAGACGUUUUGAGAGAAGAAUCUACAUUCCUUUGCCUGAUUCGGAGGCCAGAAUAGAUAUGUUUAAGCUAGACAUUGGCGAUACUCCUACGGCAUUGAGUUCACAAGACUAUCAUACUUUGGCCCAAAUGACUGACGGUUACUCAGGCCAUGAUGUGGCAGUCGUGGUUAAAGAUGCAUUGAUGCAACCAAUUAGAAAGAUACAAACGGCUACACAUUUCUGUAAAGUAGAAGAGACUGUGAAAGAAGAAGACGGUAGUGAAGAGAUCAGAGUGAGGUAUCAGGCAUGUUCACCGGGAAUGCAAGGUGCGAUAGAAAUGAACUGGAUGGAUUUGGAUGGAGAUCAGAUGAAGGAGCCAGAACUAACUAUGAAGGAUUUCAUCAAGUCCGUUAAAACUAAUAAGCCUACAGUGAAUAAGAAGGACCUCGAAAAGUUCGAGGAGUUUACUAGAGACUUUGGUUCGGAGGGUAACUGA